AUGUCUCCAAAAGGAAUUAGGUACAAGCCUUGCACACACUUUAUGUCGGCUAAGGCAGCUCCAAAGACACUUCAUCAGGUGCGCAACGUGGCGUACUUCUUUGCGGCGUGGUUGGGAGUACAGAAGGGCUACAUUGAAAAAAGUGCUAACGACCGGCUGUGGGUGGAGCAUCAGCGCAAGGUUCGACAGCAGAACGUUGAGAGGCAACAGGCACUGGACUCCAUCAAGCUGAUGCAGCAAGGCGUCAGGGCCACCACUCCAGGUCAGCUUGAAGGUGUGCCCGCAGAGCUCCAGCAGCUUGCUGAAGCUUUCACUAAGUAG
Messenger RNA from Trypanosoma brucei brucei TREU927, 321 nucleotides. RefSeq lists its product as hypothetical. The transcript has a single exon. The record is from RefSeq and is a predicted model, not a curated record. Bases 1 to 321 code for a protein of 106 amino acids. Lineage: Eukaryota; Euglenozoa; Kinetoplastea; Trypanosomatida; Trypanosomatidae.